Pichia membranifaciens NRRL Y-2026 is the source of this 2280-nucleotide messenger RNA. RefSeq lists its product as hypothetical. Gene Ontology annotation, molecular function: protein serine/threonine kinase activity. Bases 1 to 2280 code for a protein of 759 amino acids. Gene Ontology annotation, biological process: peptidyl-threonine phosphorylation; actomyosin structure organization. Gene Ontology annotation, cellular component: cytoplasm; cytoskeleton. The record is from RefSeq and is a predicted model, not a curated record. The transcript has a single exon. NCBI's taxonomy places the organism in Eukaryota, Fungi, Ascomycota, Pichiomycetes, Pichiales, Pichiaceae.
AUGGACGACUCUGACGGCGUCUAUCUUGGCUGCUGGGUCUCUCUCAAGCUCUCCGCAGCGACCACGCAUAUUGUAGGCACAGUUCGCCAUGUCGGUCCGGCCGAAUUCGCCAGUGGAGACUGGCUUGGCCUGGUGUUGGUGCCCGAGUGCAGGAAGUUCGCCAAGAACGACGGCAGUGUGCUGGGGAGACAGUACUUCACACUGAAUGAAGAGGAGAAAGAGCGGGAGAUGGCAAGCAAAGUGCCGCCAGGCUCGAGUUUCGGCAUCUUUGUUCGGCCGCAGGCCGCAAGACCCCUCUCCACCAGAGAGCUCAUUGCGUUGCAAGACAUCACGCCAGAUACGAAGAUCAACCUUCUCUGCACACGGAUAGAGACGUCAAAAAGGCAGCUUGCAGAACUCUCCGAACAGCUCGAGGUGACACAGGUCGAGCGUGAGUGCCUGGCCUCCGACACCGAUUCCUUGAGGAAGCAAUUGGAUGAUCUGAUAAUCGAGCACAGAGCCCUGCUGUCGACGCUGGAGGAACGCCAGAGUGGCGGGGCCGGGAGAGGCGAGGACGAUCUGCUGAUGGAGAAUAAAAGGCUGGAGCUCUCGCUGACGCUGCUGAGAAACGAUUUCCAGCAAAAGGAGACCGAGUUCAUCGAAACCAUCGAUUCCCUAAGGGAAGAUUUUCAGACUUUCGAGAGUAAAAUCAAAUCACGCUCCGGGACUGCCGUCGACGACGACAAGUCGUCGUCCGAAUUCAGCGAGUAUGAGCUCAUCGUCGAAAGGCUAACUGCUGAAAACUCGGAUCUUCUUUCCAAAGUUGACCAGAUGACUUUGAAGAUUGCGGAGCUGGAACAUCUUGUCACGCUUAAUAAAGACUUGACCGCAUGCUAUGAGCAGACAGAGAAGGAGCUCAAUGAUGUCAUUGCAAAAAUGGGGAAAAGGAUCUCUCAAGCCGCAGAGGAGAUUUCCAGCUACCAAAACAGUUUAAAGGAAGCCAACGAACGAAUAUCCUCUUUUGAGAACUAUCUGGAAAGUAAUCAGCAGAAUGUCACCAAGUAUCACGGCAUAUACAAGAAAAUAUUAUCUGCGCUCAACGAAUCGUCCAAUGCCUACAACAAGUUCCUCUUGGACAAAAUAUCCAAGCCAGAGUGGAAAAAUACCUUGCAAUUGAUAAAUCAACUAUAUCGCUUAAAAUACUCGGCAAACAUAAUCCUUCAAUACUGCGAAAGUGGAUCCGAUGACUACACAAAGUGGCACAUUUUACGCCUUAAGUCUGAAUUAAUGUUAGAGCUUGUAGGAUAUGAAAAAGCACACGUUUUCGAUAAGCUUUUGACCAACGCCGAAAAUAUCAUUACUUUCAUCAUGCACUGCGUCGAGCUCAACGAUGAAAACGAAGACGCUUGCUUGCUGCUAAACAUGUCGAUGGAGUUACCUUUUGACAUUCCAAACUCGUUUCUUAAUGAAGAAGGCCCAUUUUACAACUCAAUUGAGCCUUCUCUACUAUUCAGAGAAUUAAUGGUUUAUUUCUUCUCUGCGAAUCAACAGUGUGACUCAGAAACAUGUUUACAGCUCAAACAAUCAAGAGCCGAGCAUAAAGGUGUGAAACCCAAGAAUAUAGAAACGUUUUUUGCAGAUCUACAGGAGGGUAGCUUUGAUAACCUAGACUUCGCUUUUGUUAUAAUCGGCGAGAAGCCAUUUUGGGAGAUAGAGAAGGAGCAACCUCAAGUUUCUACUUCAAAGUCGUCAGAUCAAACAGAGCUUGAACUUAAAGUCAAAAUCUUGCAAUCGAAGCUUUUAGACGAAAAGAAAAUUCAUAAUGAAAUUAUGCAGCUCGAAAGGAAACGUCGUGAACAUGAAAAAAGUGAAAGUGUUUUGGAAGAGAAACUCAAAGAAGCCAAGGAAAAGGACGAGCUUCUGAAUACACAGAUAGAUAAGCUGCAAAAGCUCCUUGCUAAAUAUGGGAUCAAUCAUUCUGAAAGCCACACACCCAAUCUCACCGAGGAGUUUGAUAUUUUGGAGAAGUCCAAACUACUUAAUACUAUUGGAAAGCAAAGAACUUUAAUUACCAAGCUAGUAGAACAUACUAGUGAACAGCCUGAUACAUUUAAAUUGCUUGAGAAGAAAUUACCACAGCCUCGAGGGUUACGUCCACCUAAGCUUGCACCUCCUAUACCUUCUAUUUUUUACCGAAGGAUAGAUAAACUUUUCGACAUUUGUAGUUUGCCGAUUUCAGACUCGGUACACAACCACAGCUUCAACCAUCAGAAGAUCUUGGAAUACCUUGACACUGUAUAG